This is a messenger RNA of Linum trigynum, 3855 nucleotides long. Lineage: Eukaryota; Viridiplantae; Streptophyta; Magnoliopsida; Malpighiales; Linaceae. The record is from the annotation of a GenBank genome assembly.
GCCGAUUCUCUAUCCUUCUCUUCUCAAAUCCCUAAUUCCCAAUCUCACGACCAGACCCGAUAGAACCCUAAUACCAGGUUCUAUCAUAGUCAUACCACUAUAUAUGAACGUGAUUUCAUACUCAAGUAUUAGGGUUGGGAAUCUAGACCAAAUCGUAUGAAAAAUGGCGGUCGAGAUCGUAUCGUAUGGUUUGGUCUGGACCGUGAGACCAAAACUGUGGUCUGGUCUGGUUUGCAGUCUCAUUCUUUACUGUGUGGUCUGAAGUACUCUGGACCGCGGUCUACCGCAGUAAACCAUAACAGACCGUGACACACUACCUACUAACUCGUACCAAAAUAACACUAAAUUAAACCUAUAUUGAAGAACAAAGUUAGUUGAUUCUUCAUCCAGUUGAGAGCCAACAGAUUGCCCAAAUGCUCGCUUAUUCGUUAUCUCUUUAUCAAAGAACCACACAAACACUAGAAAGAUUCAUAAAAAAAUAUUCACCGACAAUGUUUAUACUAUGGAUCGAUAAAAUAUAAAGACGAGAAAAAAUUCAUUCACCUUGAUGAGAUAAGAAAAAUUAGUGAGAGAUAAGCGACCAUCUUAGUGGUUCAAAACGACCUCGGCGUCAUCACGAAGGUGAUAAACCGCGAGAACCUUGGAAUCACCUGAGAGAGAGAGAGAGAGAGAGGGAAGCGUUAGCACAAAGAGGAAGAGGGAAACAAGGCUAUUUGAUGUGAGUUUUUAUUUAAUGGAUACUGGAUAAAGUCGUGGAGACUGGAGAGGGAGUUUGAAAAUUGAAAAAGUCCACUUCUCUCCUUAUAUAUUUCUUCUCGUUUUAAUCACUAAAUUUUUGUUUCACUAGCAUAUUGGUCAUUGUACUUUUUAUUUUUAUAUAUACUAGUGAAAGGCUUGGAGGGCUGGAUAAGAGCGAACUUUUUUAACAUGGUCUGCCUGGUCUAGACCGUACCGCACCGCAUAGACAUGGUCUUUUCUAGACAGUAUAGUAUAUGGUUUGGUCCAUGGUCUAUGUUCCAACCACUCGCUCUGGACCACAUAUUGUAUCUAUGAUCUGAUCUAGUCUGAUCCGAACCGCACUGUUUACCACCCCUACUACCAAUGACGUAAGUAAUAAGUGAUUAGCAUUUAUGCCAAAUUAUCUUAAGCAUAAAAUUAUAUUUUUCGUCUUUCGUUCGACUUUCAACGAGCUGGAUAUAAAACUAGUUUCUUAUGCAAGAAAUAAAACAAACCAUAACAAACACAGCUCCACCUAUCCUCACUUUCCAACUGCAAGCACAAACGUUACCCACGUUGCCCCCCGCCGCCGCAGGGUUAGGCAGCAGUAGCAGUGUAGCACCGGCAAUUUCCAAACCGCGCCACCGCCAUUAUUUCCGUUUCCCGGCCAAUCCUAACCGUCCCUAACCUCCGUCCUCGAUCCCAACCCUCCAAUUUUUCUCCUUUAUCCAACCGCUCCUCUCCCUAUUUAACCCCCCAAAUUUUAUCUUCGCGUCCAGUUUCUUCUUCCCUGUUCCUUUCUCCACACUCCAGAGGAAAACCAACCCCAUCCAUCGUCGCCAAUGGCUCGCUCCCUUUCGCUAUCCUCUUCCCGCACUUACCUCGCAGCGGCGGCAGCUUCCAGAUCUUCUUCCUCCUCCUUCCGCUGCCUCGCCCUCCGCUCCAACUCCAACAUCCCCAACAACAACGCCGAGCCCGCGGCCGCCGAUGAAUCCGCCGAUCCCCUCGUCGGAAGGCUCGAGGACGCCAUCCACCGCAUCAUCGUCCGCCGCGCCGCCCCCGAUUGGCUGCCUUUUCUCCCCGGGACUUCGUACUGGGUUCCUCCCGCUAGAUCUACCGCCGGAUCCUACGGGAUUGCCCGGCUCGUCGAGAGGCUUGCGAAUCCAUUGACGGAGGAGGAAUCGCUCUCCGGUUCCACCGUCCGCGGCUGGCCUUCCUCGGAUUAUUUCAUCAAAGGUGCCAGCUUCGGACAGCUGCCUGUAGAUAGCUUGCCGGAUGAAGUAGAGAAGGAUUCAACUCCAGACGAAGUCAAGACCGAGGAACCGUCGAGUCACGCCCCUAAAUCUGAGACGGAGGAAGGAUAAUUGAUAUGAUGGGUUGUCGCAUCUCGGUGAGCUAGAUAUUCUUCAUUAGAUUCAUCUCUCUCUCUCUCUCUCUCUCUCUCUCUCUCUCUCUCUCUCUCUCUCUCUCUCUCUCUCUCUCUCUCUCUCUCUCUCAUAGAUACACACAAUACAAACACAGAGUCACAUUCAGACAGGCACGCUAGAAUGGGAUGCCAUAUUCGAUUAGUUUGUGGUUUAACGUAUGAUAUUCGGAUGUGUAUUAUCAUAUUUGUGCUUGUGCAUCGGUUUAUCCUGAUCAAAGUCUGAAGUGAUGUGUUUAUAAGUUUCUCUGCACAAUCUACAUGGAAUGAGAGCUUGAGCUUCAGUGUUCAUCGGUUUAUAAAAUUGCAACUGCUUUUGUUACUACGAGGGCGUGGUAGAUUGUACAUAUUUGACCUACAAGCACGAGAAAGUGAUUGUUUGAGAUGAUCUGAGAUGAAUCUAUUAGCCUAUUGAUGCACCAGCUUAUCAGCUUUCUUUGAACAAUAUGGCACACUGCUGUUUUUUGACAGAGGCUCGUCCGGAUUUGGAACUUCAGUGUAAAUCAAACAAUGGAAAGGAAGCGGGAAGAAGCUACCUUUUUUGAAGGUAACAAUGGUGAUAAAAGAACGAACGACCAAUUUGGAGGAGGAGCUGUACAGAUGCAAAACCCUGGUGGAGGUUUUAAUAAUUUGAUCUUCCAGUUGGUGGCUGUGUAGUAGUUUGGUAAAGGAUUGCCCGCAGUUUCAUUGUAUGUAGCAAAAAGUUGAAGAAGAUCCAUCAUCCAUAAUUAUGGUUAUUCCCCGUUAUAAUGCUAAGACUGGAAGCCUUCUCUGUAUCUUUGCAUGUACAUAUGUUUUCACAAGCCCAAAAUAUAGUACUGCUGUUUUCUCUUUAACGUAUCAAUGUUUUCCUCCCAAACCUGCAGAUUGUUCCUCAACGAGUUUGAAGGUGGUAGAAAUGAAUUGAAUGAGGUUGGUGUUCAACCUUCUAAGCUAUGUUUGGCUUGAAAAGUUCAGGGAGAUGAUUACAUUCAUCGAUCAAAUCAUAGGUCUAAAUAGAGAAUAUAUAGUUCGAUGGUGUCUAUCUAGGGAUGUUCAGGAGAUGGUGUUGGAUUAUUAGGUUUGGUGGGACAGCUCGUGAGGAUUAGUGUUGGUCGAGUUUUUGAGCAGUUUGAGGUUUGAUUUGUUAAUGGGUUAAUAGCAAGGUUGGUUACUGAGAUCACUAAAAACGUUCAUGUUUGGUCACUAAAAAUAUUUAAUUUCAUUUGUGGUCACUAAAAUUAGUUAAAUGAUUUAAGUUUGGUCACUCUCCGUCCAUUUCUGUUAAAUUUUGCUUACGUGGUAAUCAACCCGUUAAAUGAUUUAAGUUUGGUCACUCUCCGUCCAUUUCUGUUAAAUUUUGCUUACGUGGUAAUCAACCCUCAUAGUUGACUGUUAAAUGAGUGACGUGACAAUUAAAAUAUUAAUUAAUUUUUUUUUAAAAUCUUUUCAAAUUUCCACCUCAUUAUUGCAACCAUUAAAAAAAAUUGAAAAUUAAUUUCUUUUAAUCCUCGCUACCAGGUAGGAAUGGCAAUGGGGCAGGUCCGGGGCGGGUAUCUUGAUACCCAUACCCGCCCCAUGGCAGGUCGGGUCCAGGUCGGGUAAUUUAUCACGGGGCGCGGGUCGGGGCAGGUCGACCCAUUGUGUAUGUAAUUUAUGCAAAAAACAUUAGAAACAUUCGUAUUCAUUAAAAGACCAAGAAAGAAACCAUAAUAUGAUAAAAUGUAGUUAAAUUA